Molecule: messenger RNA, 451 nt
Organism: Polistes canadensis
Lineage: Eukaryota; Metazoa; Arthropoda; Insecta; Hymenoptera; Vespidae
Gene: SmF
Product: small nuclear ribonucleoprotein F
Exons: 1
Coding region: 16-282 (88 amino acids)
Biological process (GO): mRNA splicing, via spliceosome; spliceosomal snRNP assembly
Cellular component (GO): U1 snRNP; catalytic step 2 spliceosome
Molecular function (GO): RNA binding
Source: RefSeq, a predicted model, not a curated record
UAUUCAGUAAUCACCAUGGCUGCAACAAUGCCAAUAAAUCCAAAACCAUUUUUAAAUGGUCUAACUGGAAAACCUGUAAUGGUAAAACUAAAGUGGGGUCAUGAAUAUAAAGGAUAUCUUGUAUCAGUAGAUGGUUAUAUGAAUUUACAACUUGCAAAUACAGAGGAACACAUAGAAGGAACCUGUACUGGUAAUCUUGGAGAAGUACUGAUACGAUGUAAUAAUGUCAUGUAUAUACGUGGUGUAGAAGAGGAAGACGAGGAAGGAGAAAUGAAAGAUUAAAUUGAUGCGUAUAAGACUUCUGUAUUUUUAAUUACUUAUUUAAGUUAUCGAUAAAUAAAUCUAAGUUUGUACAACUUUAUGGAACAACAUCAAUUAUAAUGACUUAAUAGACUAUGUGAAAACUAUCUUUAUAAACUAUGUAAAUACAUGAUAAUUUAAUACCAUUAAU